AUGACGCAGGACAUGUCGUCCCGCAUAGAGUACUCGGAGAAGUACGUCGACGACACGCAUGAGUACAGACAUGUGAUCCUGCCCAAGGAGAUGGCCCGCAACUUGCCCGACCGCCUCCUCACCGAGAGCGAGUGGCGCCAGCUUGGCGUGCAGCAGAGCCGUGGCUGGGUGCACUAUGCGAUCCACAAGCCGGAGCCGCACAUCCUCCUCUUCCGCCGCCCGCUGGGCACGGACCCGACGACCGGCCGCGUCAACUCGAUCUUGGAGCGCGAAGCCAAAGAGAAGUACGCCCAAGACAUCGGACAAGGACGUCAGUAA
This is a messenger RNA of Saprolegnia diclina VS20, 318 nucleotides long. Its product is annotated as cyclin-dependent kinase regulatory subunit CKS1. Bases 1 to 318 code for a protein of 105 amino acids. Gene Ontology annotation, cellular component: cyclin-dependent protein kinase holoenzyme complex; SCF ubiquitin ligase complex. Gene Ontology annotation, molecular function: histone binding; cyclin-dependent protein serine/threonine kinase activator activity; protein kinase binding. Gene Ontology annotation, biological process: regulation of mitotic cell cycle. Lineage: Eukaryota; Oomycota; Saprolegniomycetes; Saprolegniales; Saprolegniaceae. The record is from RefSeq and is a predicted model, not a curated record. The transcript is spliced from 2 exons.